UGUGAUCUCUGCAGAGGGAGGGGAGGAGUCCCUGCACUUCACAUAGCUUCCGCAGGGGGGCGCCCGUUACCACAGCAGCGCGCUGCCGUUCAGCUGUGACGACGCGUCUGACGAUGGGAUUCUCAAUGAGGAGAAUGAGCUGGCCCCGCCCCCGUCCCCCUCAGCUCUGCUCCCAUUGGUCGAGCGGGAGGUCAGCUGCUGCAGCCUGGAAGCACGUGGAGCUCCGAGCAUUUCGUGGUCAAGAUGGCAGCCUCCGUGUGUCGGUGCUUCGAGUUGGUCGGCAGACGUGCCGUGGCGCUCUGCUCCCGGUCCUUGGUCUCCUCCGUGUGGAGAGAAGAUGUGUACAGGCUACACCGGAGCCCAGCUGCAGUUGUGCAGGUGCGAUAUGCCUCGGGACGUAAAGGUUUUCUGGGGGAGUUUGUGGAAAACCUCCGUCAGGAGUUCGGUAAGAAUCACGAGAUGAAGGAGAACCUAAAGAAGUUCAGGGAAGAGGCCAAGAGGCUCGAAGAGUCUGAUGCUCUCCAACAGGCCCGCAGGAAAUAUAAAUCCAUUGAAGCUGAGACAACGAAAACCUCAGAGGUGUUCAAGAAGAGUUAUGGCUCCAUGUCAGAAACCGUCAAAGAGUUUGUUGAGAAGGUGACUCGCACGGACAUCGGGAAGAAGAUCAAGGAAGGUGUUGAGGAGGCAGCCAGUUCAGCCAUGCACUCUGCGGAGUCCGUCUCCAAAGGCGGAGAAAAGCUGGGCAGGACCAGUGCGUUCAGGGCCAUCUCACAGGGCGUGGAAACCAUGAAGAAGGAAAUCGAUGUGGGCGAUGCAGGCCCGUACAGGGCUCCCUCUCAGCUGAGGAAGAGGAGCGACUUCUCCUCCAAAGGAGAAAACUGCGACACCAGAGAGUUUGAGGCCAAUGAAGAGGCCAUGGGUGUGGUUCUCCACAAGGAUUCAAAGUGGUACCAGCAGUGGAAGGACUUCAAGGACAAUAACGUAGUUUUUAACAGAUACUUUGAGAUGAAGAUGAAAUAUGACGAAAGUGACAACGCCGUCGUCAGAGCAUCCAGAGCUGUAACUGACAGAGUCACUGGUUUCAUAGGUGGUCUUUUCUCUAAGACAGAAAUGUCGGAGGUGCUGACAGAGAUCGUGAAGGCAGACCCCAACUUUGACAAAGACUCUUUCCUCAAACAGUGUGAGAAAGACAUCAUCCCCAACAUACUGGAGGCUAUGAUCCGAGGAGAGCUGGAUGUGUUGAAGGACUGGUGCUACGAAGCUACGUACAGUCAGCUGGCCCACCCCAUCCAACAGGCCCGAGCGCUCGGCCUGCUCUUCCAGUCCAAAAUACUUGACAUUGAUAACAUAGAUUUGGCGAUGGGAAAGAUGAUGGACCAGGGCCCAGUGUUGAUCAUCACCUUCCAGGCUCAGGUCGUCAUGGUGAUCCGCAGCCCCAAAGGAGACCUCGUGGAGGGAGAUCCGGAGAAGGUGUUGAGGAUGAUGUACGUUUGGGCCUUGUGUCGUGACCAAGAGGAGCUGAACCCCAACGCAGCCUGGAGACUCCUGGACAUCUCUGCUUCCAGCACUGAGCAAGUCCUCUAGGAGGAGGGGGAGGAGGAGCGCGGGUGAAAAGGUCCGUCUGGGAGCUGAGACGAACUGCGAACAAGGGCAGAUGAUACAAGGAUGUGCCUGGAAUACCUGCACACACUGUCUCGUAUAUUUAUUCAUUAACAUCUGAGGGGCAAAGAAAAAAGCAGCUGUGUUACGCCAGAGACAGUAUUUGCACACAGUAUAUAUAUAUAUAGUCAUCUACUUUAAGGUACGGAAAUGUACAUGGACAAGGAGAUUAACUACCUGUAUAAAAUGCUUAAUGUGAAUUGAAAACUGUGCGUUCACUGACGUGUUUUUGGAGUCUCGUGCUCUGGUUUGCUCAGCUGGAUUUAAAACAUCUUCUUUCAUUUUUAUUUGGCUGGAACCAACUUUUCCCUCAUGCCCUGCCGUCUCUGCCAUUUCCCCCCCAUUGUAUUAUUGAGUGGUACAGUCCAUCCAUACCAGCCUGGUGGCUGGAUCCAAGAAGCUCAUAGGAGAAAAAAUGGACAUGGUGCCUGUGACCUCACAGAUUGUUCUUGAGAUCAAUUUAUGAGGCCUCACACUUGGUGUGAUGCUCAUCACUGUCUUUGUCAAGUCCGGUUACAGUCUGUUAUGUCUAACCAACAUUGCUGAGUGGGACAUCGUGAGAGACCCCGUUACAUCAGGUCCCAUGUUCCGAGCUUUCUAAAAUCUGAUAAAAUAACCAAUAUUUUGUCUAGAGAGAAUAUUGAGAAUCUCAGAUUGAGAUUUUUCAGGAGGUCUGUGUUACGGACUGGGGAUGUGGAGCUUGAAGAUAUGAGCCCUUCGGAGGCAGGAAGAGCUGCGUUAUGAGCAUCCUGAGUCUGACCCCAUACUAUGGAUUACGAAUCAGGAUAUCAAAGCCUCUGAUGCUUUAAUUUCAACAUUUUAAUGCUAAAUCACCAGAGUACCACUUAAUCAAACAGUUCCUGGUUCCGUGUUUCUAAUCACCAUAGAAACACCAUAGCUACUGAGACCCCGUUAGAGAGAAACUGAUUUCUUUCAAGUUCUUUCUUUUUCUUAGCCAAAUUAAAAUAAUUUAUCUUACAUUAUAGCAAUGGUUUUAAAAUGCAGCUGUGGUGGUUCCUGCUUGGUUCCUGCUGGUGUUCACAUUUAAAUACAGAUAAUGAGAUGAUAAUCUUCCAUCCACCCAGUGCACUACAAUCUGAGGACCACAAGUAACCGCAGAAAACUCAUCCUCGUGUUUUUAUUUGCUGCGCCUUUUGAAGCACAGUUUGUGUUUUCGCAAUUUCAUUGCAUGUGGCUCUGAGUCUGUGCAGCCUCAGUUAGAAAAAAUGUAUUGUAUCUACACAUUGAUGAGCUAUUACCUUCUUGUAAAUAUAUCUAAUGUUGAGAGCUGCCUCUGUGUGUAAGCUCGGGCGGGACCAUAUUCAACUGUUGUCACCAUGGCAGCUUUAUUGUUUGAAGAAUCGUUUGCCAUCUCAUGUUGCACAUUUCAGCUGUUUGUCUUAUUGAACUGUUUGUGUUGCUGUCGCGUUAUGUGACUUUUCAAGGGAAUGAGUGAGAACAUGGCUGCUCAGUUGUGUUGACUGUUUUUGACUUGCUGUGUGACCGUGUGGGUCUCCGCUCGCAUGUCACUGUAGAUUGAACACAUUCUGAUGAAUUACUGUUUGUCUUUGCUUGACUAUUUUAAUAAAAUAGAAAGACGUCCAUACUUGUGAAGAGAAGUUGAGCUCCUGAUGAAUGAUGGGGCUCACGGUUUGUUUUGUUUUUAAAAAUAUGACAUGCCAUUAAUUGUCAAUUCAUAUCCCACCAUUCUCUUUGUCGACAGGUCUGUUAGUACAGAUAUGGUAUAGAUUUGGUCAGUAAAAAAUUAGUAUUAAUGUUUUUGUUUAGGUUCCCUGAUUUUUCAUUCGGCAAAUCCGUUGGGUCCAGUUUUCAAGAAAUCUCACAGUGGAAGAUUGUGACCGUUACAGCCUUGUUGUUAUAAUUAAGGUAAGGCACAAAUAUGCUCCUGCUAAUGAACAGUGUAAGGAUUUGUUUUACUAGAUUGUAUUUAUGGAUUAAUGUAUAUGAUUAUUUUUCAUCUUCACUUGAUUGGAAUGAAAAAAGAUCUAACAAUUCAGCAGAUUAUAGUAUAUUUGUGUUCAAUAAGUGACAAGAAACCCAGCUUCUAAAAUUUUGUCUUAAAUGUGUUUUGUCAAUUUGAUAAUAUCAAUAAUGGUCUAAUAAUUCAAAUGCAUUUUCAAGUUUUUCUCUUUGAUUUACACAAAUCAACUGUACAUUAGUGGAAUUCCUUUUUGAGUUCACAAAGUAAAAGAGUUUUCUAUUCAUGUAUCAGUAGAAUAAAGAACGCUGUAUUACGA
Scophthalmus maximus (turbot) is the source of this 3917-nucleotide messenger RNA. Its product is annotated as mitochondrial import inner membrane translocase subunit TIM44-like. Gene Ontology annotation, molecular function: protein-folding chaperone binding. Gene Ontology annotation, cellular component: mitochondrial inner membrane. The coding region runs from base 244 to 1584 and encodes 446 amino acids. Gene Ontology annotation, biological process: protein import into mitochondrial matrix. NCBI's taxonomy places the organism in Eukaryota, Metazoa, Chordata, Actinopteri, Pleuronectiformes, Scophthalmidae. The record is from RefSeq and is a predicted model, not a curated record. The transcript is spliced from 14 exons.